AUGAGCUCAGAAAUACGACUACGACAUCCAAAAGUCCGCCAUGCAGACUCGGACAGUGCCGUUGCAGAGGUCGGACGGCAGUCUCGCCAUGAGAGCGAGGUCGAGGGCUUGAAGGACGAGUUGGCAGAGAAGGUAGAAACUUGGAGAGAGAGGGUCCAGAAGGAGCGCCGCCGCUUCUACGCGACGCGGCGAUUCUUGUUUCCCUUGGGCAUUCUCCUUGGGAUUCUCCUCGGUUUUAUUCUGAUCCAGCCUGCGGACCUGACCGACUUCCAAACACACCUCGCGCUGCUGCUCGACGAAUUCGAACUGGACUUCAGUCUGCCGCAGUUCCCACAGCUGGACUGGUCAUUAGUAGAGAACGAAUGGCGAAGACUCCGCAGCAGUAUCCCUGAACCCUGGAAGCUGAACACCAAUGGCCUGGAAUUCACCAUCGGGGAGGCCAUCGCUGAACGCGGUUUGAGUGCGAAGCAUCCCGUAAUUCUUAUACCUGGUAUCAUUUCGACAGGUCUGGAGUCAUGGUCGACUUCACCCGAAUACCGCCCAUUCUUCCGACAGAAGGUGUGGGGCGGCUUCUCAAUGAUCACACAAGUCACCUUCAACCGCGAGAAAUGGAUGAACGCACUUCUUCUUGAUCCUGUAACAGGUCUCGAUCCGCCAGGCGCGAAAGUCAGGGCCGCUGAGGGCAUCGACGCGGCGAGUUCGUUUAUCCAGGGUUAUUGGUUAUGGUCCAAGAUCGUAGAAAACCUCGCCGUAGUCAACUACGACACGAACAACCUGCUCCUGGCUCCUUACGAUUGGCGUCUCUCGUUCUACAACCUCGAGGUUCGAGAUGCAUACUUCUCAAGACUGAAAGCUACUAUUGAAGGAUUCAGGAGACGUGAGAAUCAACGCGCCGUGCUGGUUGCGCACUCCAUGGGUAGUACAGUAGUACUGUCUGGUCGAUCCUGCACCAUACAAACCACGUGCUUCAGCUUCAAAUGGGUUGAGUCACCUGUUGGUGGAAAUGGCGGAGAGGAUUGGGUUGAGAACAACAUCGAAGCCGUGAUCAGCAUAGCAGGGACACAUCUAGGUGUCACCAAGGCCUUGGCCGCCUUCCUCUCUGGAGAAAUGAAGGAUACAGUGCAAAUGAAUCCCGCGGGAGCUUACGUCCUGGAACGGUUCUUCUCUCGCAAGGAACGGCGCAAGCUGUUCCAUAGCUGGUCUGGUAGUGCAAGCAUGUGGAUCAAGGGAGGCGACGCCGUCUGGGGAAACAACACAUGGGCCCCAGAUGACAUAGACGAGAGGGACCACACGCACGGCGAGCUCAUUGCCUUCCGCGACUCUGUCAUCCAGGCUUAUGGCGAGGGGAUGCUCACGAACAUGACCGCGGACAGCGCUAGCUCGUGGAUCCUUGAGCAUACACCGGCCCAGUUUCAGAAAAUGAUUGCCACCAACUAUUCGUAUGGCAUCGAGCGGGACGAGGAAAAGUUGAAGGCAAACAAUCUGGAUUAUCGCACGUGGACAAAUCCGCUGGAAGUGCAGCUUCCCAAUGCACCGACGACGAAAAUCUUCUGCGUAUAUGGGCAUGGAAAGGAAACAGAGCGCUCCUACUGGUACACGCGUGGCGAAUACGAGUACGACGACGUGCAGGCCGACCAGCCGAGUGCUGUCUGUGACAACUCAGCAGACUGUCUGACGCCUCGUACACCGCUCGACCUGCCGCUUUUCCGGAAGAGCUGGAUCGACGCCGAGUAUACGGACUUGAGCAUGACGCCUAAGAUCCGGAACGGUGUGAAGAUGGGUGAGGGCGACGGAACGGUCAGUUUGCUGAGUCUCGGUGCGAUGUGUGUCGAGGGCUGGAAGAGGAAGAGAUGGAAUCCGGCGGGGAUGAAGGUGGUGACCGUCGAGCUGCCGCACAAGCCUGUGUCGACUAUUCCCCGCGGAGGCGGCACGUCUUCGGACCAUGUCGACAUCCUGGGCAACAUUGAUCUGAACGAGAUUAUCUUGAAGGUUGCCACGGGUGUACAACAUGAAGUUCAAGAUAAUUUUGUAUCGAACAUUAGAGAGUACGCGCAGCGCGUCCAGUGGGACUGA
Phanerochaete carnosa HHB-10118-sp is the source of this 2073-nucleotide messenger RNA. RefSeq lists its product as uncharacterized. Lineage: Eukaryota; Fungi; Basidiomycota; Agaricomycetes; Polyporales; Phanerochaetaceae. Gene Ontology annotation, biological process: lipid storage; triglyceride biosynthetic process. The record is from RefSeq and is a predicted model, not a curated record. Gene Ontology annotation, molecular function: phospholipid:diacylglycerol acyltransferase activity. Bases 1 to 2073 code for a protein of 690 amino acids. The transcript is spliced from 16 exons. Gene Ontology annotation, cellular component: cytoplasm; perinuclear endoplasmic reticulum.